AUGCUUGUGGACAACGAAGGGCGUGUGAGGAUUCCUCCGGCUUCGCCCUUGCUUCUGUUGCUGGUACCAGGUGCCCAGUCCCAAGGAGCCGUGACGAUGGAGGUGCUCCCCAAGGCCCUGGAGGUCGAUGAGAAGUCUCCAGAAUCCAAGGACCUGCUGCCCAGCCAGACUGCCAGCUCCCUGUGCAUCAGCUCCAGGAGUGAGUCUGUCUGGACCACUGGCCCCCGGAGUAACUGGGAAAUCUACCGCAAGCCCAUCGUCAUCAUGUCCGUGGGUGGCGCCAUCCUCCUCUUCGGUGUGGUCAUCACCUGCCUGGCCUACACCCUGAAACUGGGUGAAAAGAGCCUUAACGUCCUAAAGAUGAUCGGGCCUGCCUUCCUGUCUCUGGGCCUCAUGAUGAUGGUGUGUGGGCUGGUGUGGGUGCCCAUCAUCAAAAAGAAACAGAAGCAGAGACAGAAGUCAGUUUUCUUCCAGAACCUCAAGUCCUUCUUCCUGAACCGCUGAUGGCAGCCUCACCCUCUGUCCUCCCCAUCAACCUGCCACCUUGACCAGGAGGAGACCUGAUGACCAACGUCGAACAUCCCCAGCUCCUGAGGUGGUGAGGUUUGCCAUUAAACUGAC
This is a messenger RNA of Camelus dromedarius (Arabian camel), 621 nucleotides long. It is a transcript of the gene PIRT, whose product is annotated as phosphoinositide interacting regulator of transient receptor potential channels. Gene Ontology annotation, biological process: phosphatidylinositol-mediated signaling; positive regulation of cation channel activity. The coding region runs from base 1 to 504 and encodes 167 amino acids. The record is from RefSeq and is a predicted model, not a curated record. Gene Ontology annotation, cellular component: plasma membrane. NCBI's taxonomy places the organism in Eukaryota, Metazoa, Chordata, Mammalia, Artiodactyla, Camelidae. Gene Ontology annotation, molecular function: phosphatidylinositol bisphosphate binding; transmembrane transporter binding. The transcript is spliced from 2 exons.